CAAGCUCCAGUCACUCACAGUCACACGCGGGCUAUGGAGGAGGCUGCAGCAAGGGAGCGGAAGAGGCCCCGCGAGGGCGACGCGGCUCCGUCCGCCGCGGCGGGGGCGGGGGCGUGGAAGGCGCAGUACGUGUACCUGCCUAUCGCCGACGCCCUCAAGGUCCUCGGCGCCCGGGUCUUCCUCUUCGCCGCCGUCUCCGAGAUCGGCGCCGCUGUCCGCAGCCGUGGCACGGAUUUCACUCUUACAUUGAGGAUUGCAGAUCAAUCACGUCCAGCUGGUAUCUCUGUAACAUUUUUUGCUGACAAUGUCGCCUUAUUGCCCUGUGUUAAGUCAAGCGGAGAUGUGAUCAGUCUUCAUAAUGUCAUGAUAACAAUGCAUGGAGAAUUUUUUGUUUCAUUUAACAAAAAAUUUUCUUCAUUCGCCCUAUUUGAAGGCAAAGUAUCUACAGAGUGCAGCCCAUAUCAGACUUCUACGAAAUACCAUGGGACCCAACAUGAUAAUGAACUUUUGACCCAGAUGAGAACAUGGCUUGUGUAUAAUCCUCCAGGUCUGAAAGAUCUUGAAUUGCAGUUAAGGAGUUUAAAGUCCGAUACUACUUUUAAUUUAGUAUGCAAGGUUCUUCAUGUCUAUGAAAAUAAUGGCGAAUGGAUAUUUUAUGUUUGGGAUGGAACUGAUACCCCUGCAGCUGAGUUUCAGGCAAUUUUGGAUGCUGAGGCGGUUGAGUCAUCCCCUUUACAUCUGGAAGGAGUGCCUCUACCAAGGGAGGUUUUAUGCACAAUGCCAUGUGUCGGAACUGUUCUGAGGAUUUUCACGAACAGAUAUAUCAAGGAAGUAUUUCACUUGCAAAAGAAUAUUUACUGGGCCAGGUUCUGCAAUAUAACUUGCAAGCAAGAGUUUGGGAUUUGGAAAGGCAUUUUAGGGCCCUCUAGCAGAGUUCGCCUUUUAUCUCAUGAAGAUGGCAGUGUUGUAGAUCGCCUGAAGAUGUAUGACAACCGCCUCACCAACCAAGUUCAUCGGCAGCCGAUGGCAAGCCUCCCUGAGGCCUCUAACAUUGCUGAUGUAGAAUAUGAGGCAGCAGGUUACACAACGUUAAUGGAGUCUUUAACUCAUGAACAGGUGACGCACAAAUUCAAAACCCUGGUCCGUGUUGUGGCAGCAUAUCCAUGUCGAGCUAGUGAACUCCGUAUGCUUUUGACUGGUAGCUAUUGUUUUCGGUUGACUCUUGAGGAUCCUACAGCGAGAAUUCAUGCAUACGUCCACAAGGAUGAUGGGGCCAAAUUCUUGGGUGGUUUUCUAACAGCAGAAGCGUUGAUAAAGAAGAUGAACAAGCUACUGGGCAUCCCAGAAGAGGAUGAGGAAGGCGCUCCCUUGACCAGGAACCCACCUUGGAUAUGGUGUUGCGUGAAAUCUUACCGUCUGGACAAAAACAACCCCUGGGGCAGUAGAAGAUAUCGAAUCUUUGGCACAGAGAUCAGGGAUUGAGCAGGGAUGCUGCUUUAGUAUGCCGGGAAAACCCUUGCAAAUGAAUCCCAUGCAUAUCGUGUAGUAUUUGUACGCGCUUAGCAAUCUUUUUAGUUUGCCAAUUACUGUUAUGCCUAGAACAAAGAAAUAAUUAGCAUGUUGUUGCAGUACCGUCGCUGUCUUCAUGUAAUGUAAUGGUGUAACAUCCCAGUUUUCAUCACGAUUAAGGGGGAGUGUUGAAAUAUAUAAUGCAAACUUCUAGAA
Panicum virgatum (switchgrass) is the source of this 1725-nucleotide messenger RNA. Its product is annotated as protection of telomeres protein 1b-like. The coding region runs from base 34 to 1482 and encodes 482 amino acids. NCBI's taxonomy places the organism in Eukaryota, Viridiplantae, Streptophyta, Magnoliopsida, Poales, Poaceae. The transcript is spliced from 10 exons. Gene Ontology annotation, molecular function: G-rich strand telomeric DNA binding; telomerase inhibitor activity. Gene Ontology annotation, biological process: regulation of telomere maintenance via telomerase; telomere capping. Gene Ontology annotation, cellular component: nuclear telomere cap complex; chromosome, telomeric region. The record is from RefSeq and is a predicted model, not a curated record.